This is a messenger RNA of Triticum aestivum (bread wheat), 1510 nucleotides long. RefSeq lists its product as uncharacterized. Gene Ontology annotation, biological process: transposition. The record is from RefSeq and is a predicted model, not a curated record. The transcript is spliced from 6 exons. NCBI's taxonomy places the organism in Eukaryota, Viridiplantae, Streptophyta, Magnoliopsida, Poales, Poaceae. Bases 277 to 822 code for a protein of 181 amino acids.
CUAAGAAAAGGAAGGGGGCGGACACGCACCCAACUAAAAAGGCCACCAAAUGGCAUUCGCAUUGCAAUUCAACCAAAAGGUGACAGUCACUUUGAAGGAGAUAAGGGGAUAGGUGGCCAGAUUACUGCACUUCUCAAACGUGAAUACCCGUCCAUUAUCAAGGAGAAGAAUAAGGAAGGUGUGGAAAUCAAGCGUCAUGCAUCAUCUUGGGAAGAUUAUUACAUUAACAAAGUUACUGAAGGUGAAAAUAUUGGAGAAGCAGCUGCACAUCGUUUGAUGCGGGAGUUUUGGAGUAUAUACAAACUAGUUGAUGAUUCUCCUGCCCAAAUAAUUGAAGCUGAUCGUAUUCUUGAAAAUUCUGCAAAGAGACAAUUUAGGCAGAAGUGGUACCAAGCCCGUAAGGAAGCCGUCAAACUGUACUAUAAGGAUAUUGUUAAGGAGCCCAUCAAAGAUCAUGAAGCAUGUCAAAAAGAGCUUACCAAAAACCAAUAUAUGCAAGCUCAGCUUUAUUGGUGCACUGAUCAUGAAGUGUGGGAAAGCAUAUGUGACUACUGGUGCUCCUCUAAAUUCGAGGGGUUGCGGAACCUUGGCCGAGUGUCACGCUUCAAGUCAGAGGAUAUUGCUCAAAACCGGGGUGGUUCACGAUCAUUUGUUCAGACCGAAAGCAUGUUGGGAAAAGAGCAUGGGCCUGCAGCAGCAACAAACAUGAACACUUACAAGUGCAUGAAGGCAGGAGUUAAAAUUGUACCGAGAGUGGAGAAAGUGGCCCCAUCAACAACACUAAGGUCAACGAGGGUCUUAACACCUAUUACACAGUUCUGAAAGCAGCAGAUCCACUACAUUGGAAGGACCAUGAUCUCGAUCCAGAAAUCAUGUACUCCUCCAGUGGUGGCAUGCCCCAUGGGCGACUAGCAAUAGGUGAUGGUGCUAUAAAGAAAGCAGUGGUCGUUGCAAAAGCUAGAGAGAAUGACACAAGGCCAUCAAACUCCAUAUCAUACCAGUGUUUAUUGAAGGAAAAUGCUCAACUUAAAAGGCGGUGCAAGAAUAAUUUUGUUCUGAGCAAACAUGUACAGGGGUUUUAUGGCAAGCUGGGAUGGGAAGUACCCGAAGAUCUUCUUGCCUACCAAGAUGAGCUGAUGGAUGGUGGUGAUCUGAUGAAUGAAACACCCCAAGCCCAAGAGGAUGGUGGUACUCCAAUGACAGAUUCUUCACAUGAUGAAAGGCAUGUUGAUGCUGGUACUCAAAUGGAUGAUCAUGGUUCUGCUCCAACACAUGAAAAUCAUUUAGGAAUGCCAUAGUUAUAGUUAGUGCUUGUAUUGGUAACUAUGUGCACGGACCCUUUUAUUUGUCAAUCGCUACUACUGAUGGAAAUUUAGGACUCUAGUAUGUCUUUUGGUCUGGCUAAUAACUAGUGUUAAGUUGAGCUUUUGGUAAUUACGCGAAUCUGGUGAACAUGGAGGUUUGUGUAAUGGAUAUAUAUUGUGAGCUAUGAAUGGGAUGUCAUCUUAAA